AUGCCUUUCACCGGUUCUGACAUCUGCAAGAUCAUCUUCGCCGUCUUGCUCCCUCCUCUUGGAGUUUUCCUCGAGCGCGGCUGCGGUGCUGACCUCUUGAUCAACCUCCUCUUGACGAUCCUUGGUUACAUCCCCGGCAUCGUCCACGCCCUCUACAUCAUUUGCAAAUACUAG
Podospora anserina S mat+ is the source of this 174-nucleotide messenger RNA. RefSeq lists its product as uncharacterized. The record is from RefSeq and is a predicted model, not a curated record. Bases 1 to 174 code for a protein of 57 amino acids. Gene Ontology annotation, cellular component: membrane. The transcript has 2 exons. NCBI's taxonomy places the organism in Eukaryota, Fungi, Ascomycota, Sordariomycetes, Sordariales, Podosporaceae.